This is a messenger RNA of Prosopis cineraria, 1043 nucleotides long. RefSeq lists its product as uncharacterized. Bases 141 to 956 code for a protein of 271 amino acids. The transcript has a single exon. The record is from RefSeq and is a predicted model, not a curated record. Lineage: Eukaryota; Viridiplantae; Streptophyta; Magnoliopsida; Fabales; Fabaceae.
CACACUGUUCUUUCUUCAACCAUGGAAAUUCCUGUAAUCGACAAAAUCAAAGAUGUUCAUAUGGGUUUCGCCUCUCUCCAAAAUCCGUCUCUUUCUUUUUCUGGGGUCCAAUCUGUUUCCUUCGCUUACACUUUCUGUAAAUGGGGUGCUCUGAUUCUAAUUCUCGCUCUCGUCGCUACUUUGGACGUUCGAUCAAUAAGAUCAAAGUUCUCAUCAUCACAUUCCGUCGCCACAGUCCUCCUCUGCCUUCCAUCCCUCUUCUCAACGGCGACGAUUACUCUAGCUCCGACUACGAAGAGGAGGAGGAAGAAAUCAGCUCGUCGUCGGAGUUUGAAGAAGAAGAUGAUGAGGAGGAUGAAAAGACAAUGUCUUCGUCUUUGAGUUCCUUCCAUUGGCGCGUAGUGGAUGAAGAUUGCAGAAUUCGAGGCUCCGGUCACCAAAUCGAUGACCGGUUGCAGAGCGGUAGUGUUAAGCUUCGACGACGUCGUAGCAUCAGGGACAUUUUCUCGCUGUCGGAAAUCGUCAACAGCAAGAGCGUCGUCAAACUGUGGGACAACAUAGGAUUUGGGUUGGGUUUAGAUUUCGAUGAUGGUGAAAUCUACGCGGGAAGCUUGACCCGGCCGCCGGCGGCGGCGGCGGCGGCUGCGUCCAGUUCACCUCCAGCUGUGGUUUUGUCCGCCGACAAAAACGCAUCUGGUAAAACUGCUGUGAAGAUUUGGGACAGUCGUCUCCGGCGAAGGUUACCGGCGGUGAUUGCCGAGUGGGGACCGAACCUGGGCAAGAUCGUCGGGGUAGGAUUCGGCGAAGUCGAGAAGUUUUAUGUCAGAGAUGACGUACACGAUGACGUGACUGUUGGAGACCUGAGAAAUGUUAGGUCGCCGUUACAACGUGUAACGGAAUCUGACACGGAUACAUGGUGCGACACCGACGCCGUUAUUGUUUCCGCUGAAACUUAGGAUUAAAAAAAAUUAUAAAUGGCAGUUUAGUAGAAUAGUUGCUGUAAUUUAGCAAAAAUGUUUGUUUAUAUAUUAACUUGUGCUUAA